AUAAGCAGGAUGGGCAGUGGCUCUCCACAGCCAGCCUUAUUCCCUCUUUCUCCCUGCUGCCUGCCUUUCCCACUGGCUAAUUUUGGCCAGGUCGAGUGAGGGAGCUUUGUGCCUGCUGCUGCCUUCGGAAAGAGAGACCUGGGGGACCCCGAAGGAUGGCCAUGAAGCUGUGGGGCACAGUCCUCCUCUCCCUGGCUUUGUCCAGCUUCUGCUGUGAUGGGGUUACAAUAUCCACGAGUACUCAAGAAACUUCUGGGACUCCCAUGAUUCAUGCCACUUCAGCAACAAAAACUACUACUUCGUUGAACAUGGUUGCAACUACUACCAUUAAAGACCAGAGUUCUCAGAGCCCUGAUACCAAGGCAAAUAAAACAGGCAGAUUAGAAAAGGCCAUGGAAGCUGGACCUAAAAUAACAGCAGGCACAACUGAAUCAUCUACAAAGAUUCUUAUGACUUCAGCAUCCAGCUUGACUCUAGCAAUUUCAGACCAGAGUUCUCCGAGCCCUGAUACCCAGCCAAAUACAACAAACAGAUUAGAAAAAGCAACUGAUGCUGGAUCUAAAAACAAUUCAGCAUUAACUAAUCAGGAAACACAAGAGGACGUUUCUUACAGUGGUAUUAUUUUGCCAGUUGUCAUUGCCCUAAUAGUAAUAAGUGUCAUCGUAUUCCUUUUAAUGGCUUUGUACCGAAUGUGCCUGAAGACAACACCAGAGAGGCAAGAGAAUGGAACUGAACAAGCCCCAUCGGAUAAAGAGAAUGUGAAACUCAUUUCUGUUAAGACAACUUCUCCAGACUCAGGCAUGUUCAGUUUCUUGACCCUUUCCUCCUAUGACUUGCCUUUAGGCAUGUCGUUACCUUUGGAAUCCUUCAAACCAAUCAGAGCAGACUUCUCAAGGAAGGAAUAAAACUCGGCAGCAUAACGAUUCCUCCUCAUGCCAGGGCAACAAAUGCAUGUGAAGAAUUCCUGUUUCAUUCUUGAAACCAGUGACUCCAGUUGGAUUUUCUUGAUGUGAAUCAAGAGCAUCUAUGCAUCAAUGAAAAGAAUGUGCCCACUUUAUUUCUCUGUAAUUUUGCCAUGUUGCUAUGUUUUUCUGUAUAUGCCUGCUGUUUACCUCUGAAAAUGCUUUUGUAGUUUUUUUUCUCUCUCUCUCUCUCAGUUUCCAAUGCUCUGUAGGACCUAUUUAUUGCUUUCCAAAUACAUAAGGCGGAUAAAAAUCACAUAUUAUGAAACUAUGUAAAAACGCAUUUGACUUUUGCGGUUUCUGAUACCUCUGUAUAUAAAAAUAAUUUCUGCCUGUUAAUACAUUUCUUUGUGUGCUUUCAAUAAUUAAAUAAUACCACAAUAUUAAAUAUUGUGGCCAUAUGCAGGUCU
This is a messenger RNA of Candoia aspera, 1372 nucleotides long. It is a transcript of the gene EMCN, whose product is annotated as endomucin. Bases 156 to 905 code for a protein of 249 amino acids. NCBI's taxonomy places the organism in Eukaryota, Metazoa, Chordata, Lepidosauria, Squamata, Candoiidae. The record is from RefSeq and is a predicted model, not a curated record. The transcript has 14 exons.